AUGUCGGUGCAACAGCAACAAGCGGCACCGGCAACCGCAACGGCGGCCGAGGACCUCCCGGAUGUCAACAUCAAGAAGCUACUGACCCGUCUCUGGCCCCUCGGACACCCCGACCCAGUGACACCAGAUGAGCUCGCCACUGCUAUCUCCUACUUCUUCACCAACCAAAUCUCCGAUGUCCAAGCCGGCGCCCUGCUCAUGUGCCUGCACUUUACCGGCCUCGACCGCAGUGCCGAAGUGCUAUCCAAGACGGCCCAAGUGAUGCUGAAGGCCGCUGCUCAAACCGACCUGGAAGAGCUUCGUCAAGUCAUCGAGAAGCGCGGCAGACAAGAAGGAGCCUAUAAUGGCGGACUUUGCGACAUAGUAGGCACAGGCGGCGACUCCCACAACACCUUCAACAUCAGCACCACAUCCUCCAUCCUCGCCUCCUCCUUGCUACUAGUCGGCAAGCACGGCAACAAAGCCUCAACCAGCAAGUCCGGGUCCGCCGACCUUCUCGCCUGCGUCCCUCCCCGCCCGCCGCAAAUCUCCCGCAUCCGCCCCGACACCGUCUGCAGUCUCUACUCGCAAUGCAACUACGGCUUCCUCUUCGCCCCCGUCUUCCACCAGGGCAUGCGCUACGUCGCUCCGAUCCGCACGCAGCUGCCCUGGCGUACCAUCUUCAACCUGGUCGGCCCUUUGGCGAACCCGCUUGACGUGCUCGAUCCCGCCGUUUUCCAGGGGAGGGGAAGCAAGGGGAAGUUGGUAGAGGCGCGAAUGAUCGGGUGCGCGCGUAAAGAUCUUGGCCCUGUAUUUGCGGAAGCGCUCAAGAUGGGCGGGGCGCGCAAGGCCAUGGUUGUCUGUGGUGACGAGGAGCUGGACGAGAUCAGCUGUGCUGGACCGACGCUUUGCUGGACGAUUAAGCCAACCGAGGAAAACCCAGAUGGUGAGCCGGUAGUUAGCCAUUUCUUGCUGCACCCGAGCGACUUCGGACUGCCGGCGCAUCCGCUGAGUGAGGUGUCGCCUGGUAAGGAGCCGAUUGAGAAUGCGGCGAUCUUGAGCAGGAUCUUGAACGGCGAAAUGCCGGAUGAUGAUCCCAUCUUGCACUUUGUGCUGAUGAACACGGCGGCGCUGUUUGUGGUCUCGGGUAUUUGCGAGGCGGAUACGAGUGACAUGGGACAUGGUGACAAUGGGCAGGUUAUCAAGGAACGUGGACCGGGAGGUGGGCGUUGGAAGGAGGGUAUCAGGAGGGCGAGAUGGGCUAUCAAGAGCGGCGAGGCGGCGAGGCAGUGGGCCAAGUUUGUGGAGGUCACGAAUAGCUUCAGCGCAUAA
Sordaria macrospora k-hell is the source of this 1311-nucleotide messenger RNA. RefSeq lists its product as uncharacterized. Gene Ontology annotation, molecular function: anthranilate phosphoribosyltransferase activity. The record is from RefSeq and is a predicted model, not a curated record. Gene Ontology annotation, biological process: L-tryptophan biosynthetic process. Gene Ontology annotation, cellular component: cytosol. NCBI's taxonomy places the organism in Eukaryota, Fungi, Ascomycota, Sordariomycetes, Sordariales, Sordariaceae.